AAGGUUUUAGUGUGAUUUGAAGAGAAGGAAAUGAACGAGCCGUUUCCAACGACCAAGGAGGACUUUGCAGAUCAAGUAAGACCGAAAUUUGCAGCUCCGCAUUUUCACAAUCGCCCUUUUCCAAUCGAGAUGGAAACGGAUUUGCAAACUGAUUUGGUCCUGGUGUACCAAGCUAAGUCGGUGCAGAAUGAUAAGAUCAAGGCGAGGGACGUUUUCGAGCAAAAUCUGAAAAACUCCGGCUUGGUUUUGCAGCACGAGUCCGGAAAGGACAUUGCGAAAGAGGACGACGUGGUUUUUGUCAAAAUCCACGCUCCGGCCGACGUGCUGAUCAAACACGCAGAUUUGCUAGGACUGAAGAAGCAAGUCAAGUUGCCGAAAAAUCUGAAAUUUCGGGCAAAGACGAAGAAAACGCCGAAUUUCAUGAAGCCGCACUUGAACUCGGAUGGAACUCCGCAGACCCUGAGAGUCACUUUCAGAGAGGAAUUCGUGGAAUUGUUCGGCGACGAGGAUAAAUUGUUCUCGCCGGCGGAAAGGGCCGACAUUGUGUGGGACUUGCUGCGAAGAACGCCCUACGGCGACAAAGAAGAAGAGAUCGGAAUCCGACGUCUGAUCAACCGGGAUUGCUACACGGCGGCGUACCCCCUUCACGACGGCCCCUACCUUUUGAACGCGACCUCCGGCACAAAUGACAGAUCCGAGUUGUUCCGAGAGUGGGCCCGGUUGAAGGUCUGGUACAAGGUGCAGCCUUUGGAUAAAAUCCGCGACUAUUUCGGGGAUGAAGUUGCCCUUUACUUCGCUUGGCUCGGCUUCUACACCAAAAUGCUGAUCCCGGCGUCGAUAGUGGGUCUCAUUUGCUUCAUUUACGGUCUCGCCACCAUGGACAACCAACAGAUCAACACGCCAAGCUUCGAAAUGUGCAACAAGACGGGAGUGGGCGGCCAAUACCUGUGCCCCGAUUGUCUGAACGGCGCCUGCUCCUAUCAGCUCUUGGCCGAUUCGUGUUUGUACGCGCGACUCAACCACGUGUUCGACAACACGUCCACCGUCCUCUUCGCCACGUUCAUGUCAUUCUGGGCCACCAUGUUUCUGGAGCUGUGGAAACGGAAGCAGGCGCGGUUGGUGCAGAAGUGGGGCCUGACGGACGCACAGAUGGACAUGGAAACGAGACCCGAGUUCGCGGCCUCGGUGCAAACGACUCGGCCAAACAAGUUCACGGGCCAGCCCGAACCGUACAUUCCCUUUUGGAACAAAGUUGUGCGCGUUUUCACGACGAUUUCCGGAGUUGCUUUCAUGCUUGCCGUCGUUGUGAGCGCCAUCAUCGGAGUGAUCGUCUACGAAUUGGCGAUCGUCGCGGCUUUUUACGACAGCGGCGACGAUUUCCUCAAACAAAACACGCAAAUCCUGACCUCGAUGACCGCGGCCCUUAUUAACUUGAUCGUCAUCAUGAUUUUGACUAUCGUUUACAAACGCAUUGCGAAAUUUCUCACCGAUCUCGAGUGUCCGAGAACGCAGUCCGAUUACGAGGAGAGUUUCACUUUUAAAAUUUUCGUUUUCGAGUUCGUCAAUUGCUACUCUUCCCUUUUCUACAUCGCCUUUUUCAAGGGGAAAUUUUACACUUAUCCCGGAGACGAUAACAUGUGGAACAGUUUCCUCGGAAUCGGCGCCGACACGUGCGACCCUGCCGGUUGCAUUUCCGAGCUUUUCAUUCAGCUCAUCGUCAUCAUGGUGGGCAAGCAGUUUUUCAACAACUUCAUGGAAAUCGCCGUUCCAUACAUCCGAAAAUGGCUCGCGUCGGACGAAAAGAAGGUUUUGUUCCAGAAAAGCCCGCAGUGGGAACGCGACUACACUUUGGAGGCGCCACAGGACCACUCAAUGUCCCUAUUCGAAGAGUUCAUGGAAAUGAUUUUGCAAUUCGGAUUCACAACCCUUUUCGUCGCCUCCUUCCCGCUGGCGCCGAUGUUCGCCCUUCUGAACAACUUUUUGGAAAUCAGACUGGACGCGUACAAGAUUCUGUGCAAAUUCCAAAGACCGGUGCCGAAGAGGACGGCCUCGCUGGGCGCGUGGUUCACCAUUUUGCAAACGCUCACUUACAUCGCGGUCGUCACAAAUGCCAUCGUGAUCGCUUUUACGUCGGAAUUCAUCCCGCGCCUCGUUUACUGGUGGACCAAAUCCAACAAUGGACUGGAAGGAUACGUUCAAUACACUCUUUCAAUAUUUUUGAUUGACAAUUACGAUGCGGCGGUCGAGCGCCCACCAGGAUUGACCGAGUGCGUUUACAACGGAUUUAGGUACCCGCCGUCGGAUCCGAAUGAAUAUGAAGUGACCAUGGAGCAUUGGCACGUUUUGGCGGCGCGAUUGGCAUUUAUUGUCAUUUUCGAGCACUUGGUGUUUGGAAUCUCCGGCCUGAUUGCCGCUGCAAUUCCGGACUUGCCGUGGGACGUCAAGGAGAGAGAGUAUUUGGAGGAAAAACUCGUCAACAAGGAGACUGAAAAGUAUCGCAAGAAAAAGACUCGCUCGAUGAGCCCUUCGACGGAGGCAUUAAUUUCCCACGAGGACAAAAAUUUUGGAUCAACAACUGUUCUAGUUUGAAACUUCCAAGUUGUGUAUUUUAAACAGAAAAAAUAUAUAUAUGUUUAUUUUGAUUUAAAAGGUUAAAUAAACUUUUCCGACUGAACAAAUGAUUUGAAAUC
Molecule: messenger RNA, 2690 nt
Organism: Neocloeon triangulifer
Lineage: Eukaryota; Metazoa; Arthropoda; Insecta; Ephemeroptera; Baetidae
Product: anoctamin-3-like
Exons: 15
Coding region: 31-2589 (852 amino acids)
Biological process (GO): chloride transmembrane transport
Cellular component (GO): plasma membrane
Molecular function (GO): chloride channel activity; protein dimerization activity
Source: RefSeq, a predicted model, not a curated record